GUUGUAGAAGAAUCUGACAGUGCACUUCCUCCACCUUCUUUGAGGAGACGUGUUGAAGAGAACUCUUCUCGAUUGCCGACAGAGUAUGGUGACGUGACGGCCCCUCCUUCAGGUCAUCCUUCUUCACCCUCCAAAGAUUUGCCUUCGUCCAAAAGAGGAGGCAGGAAAGGGAAUAGGAGGUUUGACAGAAACUAUGGGGGUUAUGAGGCGGAGACAGCGAAUUUAUUGAUCGGAAUUACCCGAUCGGAAUCCAAACUCGCUGAUGAUCAAUCUCCAUCUGAUCUUGGCAGCCUCCAAUCAAGUCAAUCCUCCGAAGCCUCUUUGAUUACGUCUAUAUCUAGUUAA
This is a messenger RNA of Rodentolepis nana, 345 nucleotides long. The record is from the annotation of a GenBank genome assembly. NCBI's taxonomy places the organism in Eukaryota, Metazoa, Platyhelminthes, Cestoda, Cyclophyllidea, Hymenolepididae.